AUGGAUGAUAAAGAGACAUCAAUGGUACCAGUAGUUGACAUCAGCGGUGUGAGUUUUUCUGACUAUGUUCAAGUGGAUGAAGAUGAUGCUAUCUCAGGACUAACCGAUGGCGAAAUUUUAUCUGCGUCAGAUACGAAUGAAAAGGGCAACGAUGAAGAUGAAGACGAUACAUCAGAACCUUUGACAGCGGUGUUAGUUAAGGUAGCAAGAGCCUCAUUCGAUAACUUACAAAGCUUUUAUCUACAAAACAAAACUGAUGAAACAGCAUAUCAGGCACUUCUUCUCAUUAAAAAAAUUAUUGAAAACUCUGAGCAGCUGCAAUGUGCUUCGAAUCAAACCCUUAUACGGGUAAUACCGCAUCACAAAAACAUCGGACACAAUACGUCAAGCAACACAAACAGUAUCAUACAACGCCGUCAUGGUGGUAGCCUCCGUUGCCCUACACACUCAAAUAGUGUUGGUGGAGAAGGUGCAAACCUCUCUGUCGGUCGGUCCAGUUCGUUUCGCGUGAACCGACCGCGCAAUCCAGCCGCCACAUACGGAAGUGGUGCUGGUAACAAAGGUACGAGUAACGGUAGCGAAGCUAGUGUUGGAAACAGCAUUUGCAGUAGCAUUAUCGCAUUAAACAGGGUAGGACAGAAUGCCGGCUCUAGCGGAGUUUAUAGCAAUGGAGACCAUACUGGUAAUGGCAGUAAUAGUGAAAGUGGGGGCAGUGGUAGUGGCAAUGGCAAUUUGUUUUGCAAACACAUCAAAUAUUGUUGUCUGCAUCAACAAUAUCCACCAACAGUACCGGGAACAGCAUCCCCACCACACCAGCAAUCGCAACCAAAGCAACAACAGCCAACACAACCGAAAUCACCUCAUAAGCACCGCUCGCCAAAACAAUCAACUCAAAUGCAGUUGUUGAGCUCAGUAACAGUGCCGCCGGCGGUAGGAGCAAUGGGCCAUUACCUGCAACAUGCACAUCACUAUCAAUCGACGGGAGGACCACAUGCAACGGAUUACAAAAAUGAUAUUAAUGGUAGUAUACGCUUAGGACCCGACGGUGAAGACAACAGUGGCGGUGAUGGCAGCAAGGAUCGGCAACAGUUUUUGCAUUCAGGACAACAACUACAACAGCAACACCCCCACCAUCAGCAACAACAACAACAACUUCCGGCAGUCCUACCGAAAAGGCACUCGGUAAUAUUGGAACGUGCGUUCGAUUUUGAUGCCAGUUGUGAGGAAAGUGAUACAAUAAGCUCCACUUCCUCCACAUCAACACCUGCUGAAUUAGCUUUGCCACCACCUCAGCAACCGUUAAGAAACACAACUACUGUACUGAAGCCUAUUCUAAAGAAACCAACAGCAGCUGCUCCACAAUACACACAACAACCACUUCUACCACUACACCAACAACAGUAUCAGCAGCAAGUGCAAAUGAAGACACUAAAAUCUACAGGACCAACGACAGCUAAGACUCAACCAGUGCCAUGCAGCAAGGAUCAAAUGGCGCUGCAUCGUACUCUGCCACAGCCUCCCAAAGGACUGGGCUUUGGGGCAUACCACACAAAAGAGGCGGUGCUGCAGCGCGUACAACAACAAAGUGGCCUAGCUUUUGGCAGUCGCACAAAUCUAAACACUCUAAGUAGCAUGUUAGGAUCAGCGAUAAAUCUCGCCGGAAUCGGAGGCGGUCUAUGUGCAAGCGCUACCAAGAGUGUUAGCAAUAACUCAGCUGUUAGUGCGUGUGUUGAAAUGUUGGGCGGAAGUGCAAGUGAUUCCGUUAGUAAUGAACUGCACUACAGCAGUAGUAAUUACAACUUUGACACACCAGCAAAAACUGUCACGACAACAGCAGAACAAUCCGUAAUUGUUGAAACAGGAAACAUGGUCCCGGAGCAAAGCACGACGCUUGCAGUGACUCCUGCUUGCUGUGCUGCUGCAACUACAACUGGUAACUCCACUAUUAACGUUACCAACAACAUAUCGUACAUAGACUUAAAUUCUCCUACCGCGCCCCUGCCUCAGCCAAAAGCAUCAGCAUCAGUAAAUAAAUUCAGUGAUCUAUUAAAAUCUGCAAGCGCGAAUUUUGCCAACUCUGCAGUUGCUCCGGAUAUUAGCGCAAGCAUUAAUAAUAACAAUCAUAAUGGCACUGCAGCUACUGCUAUUACAUUGUGCGCAACCGGUCGUAGUAAUGCCUGCACCAAGCGUGUCGAAAAGUCUCCAUUGCUCACUCGGCGACGCUCGUCAUCUAUAGUGACGAACUUGUUGGCUUCUGAUAUUAGUUAUAAACAUGGUGAGGGAACUACUCUAGCGGAUAUUACGAAUUUGCGAAAUAAUCAUACUACAACAACAAGCGGGAAUACAACAACUUUAACUCGCAGUGGUACACGUGACCGCAUUACGUUAGCCAAAUCGCCAGUGAGCGGCAAACCGUCACGUCUACCCUCUCUGCAAUCUAUGGUCAUUGAAAAUACCGGAAGUUUCAGCGGCGGUGGCGGUGUGCUCACUUUUCAACAGGUUAUAUCUGGAGCUGUCUCGCCACAGUAUUCCUCCAUCCCAGCGCCACUCUUUGGUAGUGAGGGUGGUGGAGGUGUUGGUGGCAGUAUAGCAUCAAAUAUAGAUUUGUUGGGUGUCUCAUCGUCGGGGCUCGCCUUCGUACUGGAGGACACAGGAACAAGUGUGAAGGAAACGGUCAGUGAUACACUGCAAGCAGGUGACUCGCCCACCAUGAGCCAUCCGCCUAUCAACAACAGCGACAACAACGGCUUGAAUGAUAAUCACUAUGAGUUAGAUAUAAUUCAAAGCGAAGGCGGUGUCGCAGGCGUAAGUGUGGACACUGAAUGUGUGCAUACUACUACAUCCAAUAUAUUGCACAGCAGCUCUUCAACCAUUGCACAUUUGCAGAGCAGUCGACACCGACAACGGAUGCGCACCUCCAGUAUGCCAGCAGAAAGUAGAAAGCCACGUCUCGCCGACACGCGACGUGCAGCAAUACACUGUGCCGACCUCGAUUUGGAAUAUUAUCGCCUGCGGAGUUUUAGCAUCACGUCGCAUGGUGUGUGCAAUUUAGGUGAUUCCCUGCGCCGGCGAUCACGUUCAAUAAACUCGGUCACAUCGACGGGCACUUCAAAUAGCGGCAAGGACCGAAACAACAGCAAUGCAUCGCAUACAUCCGGUGACAACAUUUUAGAGUCAACAGAGAAACAGGAUGCGAAUAAAGUACCGAUACCCGCCUAUAAAAUUGCUAUGCUCGGAACUUCUGGUGUUGGUAAAACAACAUUAACCUAUCAAUUCACAACAUCCGAUUAUAUUUGCGCCUACGACUUGAGUCUGGACGACGAUUACGGCCAAAAAACGGUAUCAGUACUUGUUGACGGAAUCGAGACGGACUUGGAAAUCAUCGAUCAUCCUGCAUGUGAAAUGUCGACGGAAGCCUUUUGUUCGACUUACAACAUUGACUUAUUUGUCGUUGUAUAUUCAGUGGUGGAUCGAAAUUCCUUCAAGGCGGCAGAGAAGGUUUUACAGUAUUUGAAGGAACAUGAAAUGUUGCUGACACGUGGCGCUAUUUUGGUGGGAAACAAAACAGAUCUGGAGCGACAUCGGGAAGUGAAUCGGCAAAUUGGUCGGAAACUGGCCAAAGAAAUAUGCUGCAAGUUCAUUGAAACCUCUUCCGGCCUAGAUCACAACGUCAACGAAUUACUUGUCGGAAUUGUUGCACAGGCGAAACUAAAUCCACAGCGCAUACGCAACCUCAGCGAACGUGAUCGUCAACGUCUCAGUCUACAAAGCGCAAUACAGAAACAUCGUCAAAUGCAUAUUGCACCACGUCGCAUGGUGCGUCAAGUGUCUAUGUAUCACCCUGACGAUGAUGCAACAGAGAAUGUAAACAAAGGCUUCAGUGAAAUUAAGGCGGGGAAUAAUUGCAAAAGCGGCGACAUCAUCAAUGAAAAUCAUCAACCAACUACCAAUGAGAGUACCGGCCCAAGUAGUGAGCAUACCGUCAGCAAAAGUGUCUGUUCAAUAGGGAUAGGAACAAAGCCAACUUCCACGACAAAUUAUAUACAUCAACGCUCCAAUAAACGUGCUCUCAAUCUGGAAAGUAUUCUCAAGAUGGGUGAGAGUGAGUUAGAAGAUGAAGAAGAGUCACAGCGGCAUCCAACAUUAUUCAAGCAACAGCAGCAAGCACACCCUUUAAGUAAAUUUGAUUUACUUAUAUCGGGCGGCAAAAAUAGUUUAAAUUCAUCGCCGAAGAGUCGCCGCUUUUAUGGUGGUGGCGCUGUAAGUGGUGCUAUCAGUGCUUUAACGAGGGGAAGGCGUUAUGUUAGCGAUGAUGCAAGCCAUGCAAAUUAUGCGGAAAGUAAUGAUCACUUGCUAGAUGAAGGAAAUCGCAAAACUGUAUCCAAAUUAACGAAUCGAACAAAAGUUUUCCUCUCAUCGGUGUUGAAGUUCAAAAAGGCGGUAAAUAUGCGACGUCGGAACUCCUCAAGUUGUAGUGACCUUUUCGUUAUAUAAAAGUAAAGGAAAGAAGCAAUCAAUGAAAAUAUAGCAGAGAAAUUAAUUUGAAUUGAAUUGUAAUAUAAGUCAGAACAGUGACAUGUAGAAUCUCUAAGCUAAAAACCAACUCCGGAGUUUGGUCCUUGAGUGAUAGAACUCUCACUGGAGUUCUGAAAUCUUUACUACACCUAGAUUUUCCACCACAUUUUUACACCUAAAACUGUACUAGACGAAUGUAAGCUGUUUCCGAUUCGCUGAUGAGAAAGCAAUAACAAAUUCAACUACUUCUUAAGCGUUGGUUCAUAGCUAGUUAGCUCGUAAGUAACUUUCUUAGAUCAGUUCUCUCAAGGAGGGAAAUAAGCCAAUUAUUUCCGAAGAUUUCUUUUUAUUUUUUGUAUUCUCUUUUACAUUUAAAACUUUAAAUCACUUU
Anastrepha ludens (Mexican fruit fly) is the source of this 4906-nucleotide messenger RNA. RefSeq lists its product as uncharacterized. Lineage: Eukaryota; Metazoa; Arthropoda; Insecta; Diptera; Tephritidae. The coding region runs from base 1 to 4494 and encodes 1497 amino acids. Gene Ontology annotation, cellular component: plasma membrane. The record is from RefSeq and is a predicted model, not a curated record. The transcript is spliced from 11 exons. Gene Ontology annotation, molecular function: GTP binding; calcium channel regulator activity; GTPase activity.